AUGUGGCCCGUGGAUAUGGGCCCCAUUAUCUUCUCGAGGAUGAAGCCGCCACGGAAGGCGGCGGGCUCGAGGGCCUCCAUGGCCUUGAUGGCCUUUUCUAGGGCCUCUUGGGUUCUUUGUUUGGGGGGAAGAGUUGAGAGUUGGCCUAUCUGCAUUGAUUUGAGAGAACAUCCCAAAGUCUCUUUGAGUAGGGAAACCGGCAAAGUUCUCACCGCUAGCGGCCUCGAUAUAGCUCCCGACACGGGUGAUUCCGACCACCUCAAUCAACGAAACCUCCACCGCGUGCAACAUCACCGUGAGCCCCCGCGGGUCGGCGUACCGCAGGAGGUCCGCCGCCGUGUGCCGCCGCCCUUCGCCGUCGAAUAUGGUCCCGCCUACCUUCGUCCCGACGAUGUGGUCGUACGUAAAGCCGUUGUAUGGUCUGACGCCGGCCUCCAGCAGUCCGCCCCUCACCGCCGACUGCCAUUGCCGCAUCGGCGGCUUGAACGCCACAACACGCUCCACCCAUCGGUACGACUCAUUCACGAGCCAGCUGUCCCACCCAACCGCGCGCACGUACUUUGCGGCCGGCCGCGUGUAGAAACCUGCGUUGAGACAGCUGGCGCCGCCGAGGACCCGAGCACGCGCGUUUAUGACGCCGUCCUCGGAGAUGAAGCGUUGGGAGGGGGACGAGGGGGAGAGGUCAGAGAGGGCCUGACCGAAGGCCGAGAGGGGGAGCCGCCACGCUCUAGGAGGAGGACGGUGGUGUUGUGGUGGGAGAGGGUGGCGGCGAGGGGGCACCCGGCCGUGCCGCCUCCUACCACGAUGUAG
Striga asiatica is the source of this 810-nucleotide messenger RNA. The record is from the annotation of a GenBank genome assembly. NCBI's taxonomy places the organism in Eukaryota, Viridiplantae, Streptophyta, Magnoliopsida, Lamiales, Orobanchaceae.